CUUUAAAAUACGGAUUAAAGGGAGAUAUUCUCCAAAAAAGAAAUUAGAAUAGCUUAGCUCUAACUGUCAAAUACAUCGAUCAUAUAACUGAGUGAAGCUUCGUUUUGUAGUACCUGUAAAUCUUAGGGUUUACUUUCAUUUCCAUCUGUUUCUUGAUCACUCUGCUCCGAUCCUUCUCUAUAAUCUAUAAGGAAUUAGGAUUGGGCUUCCUACUUCAAGAAAAGCAUGAAUUACCUUAUUGGAGCUUUCAAGCCAGCUUGUAGUAUCUCCAUCACAUUUAACGAUGGAAAAACGCGCAAGCAGGUUCCAAUGAAGAAGGAAAAUGGUCAAACAGUUAUGGUUUCACUUUUCCAAAGUCAAGAGAAUAUAGCUGGAAAGAUUUUAAUUGAGCCUUUUCAAGGGAAGAAGAUUGAACACAAUGGCAUCAAAGUUGAGCUUCUUGGUCAAAUAGAGAUGUAUUUUGACAGAGGGAACUUUUAUGAUUUUACUUCCCUUGUACGGGAGUUGGACGUUCCUGGAGAAAUAUAUGAAAAAAAAUCAUAUCCUUUUGAGUUCUCUACUGUAGAAAUGCCCUAUGAAACAUAUAACGGGGUGAAUGUGAGGCUUAGGUAUGUUCUGAAAGUGACAGUUAGUCGUGGUUAUACAGGAAGCAUCAUUGAGUACGGGGACUUUGUAGUUCGCAACUAUUCACCACCUCCUCCUGUCAAUAAUAGCAUUAAGAUGGAAGUUGGAAUUGAAGAUUGCUUACACAUUGAGUUCGAAUACAACAAAAGCAAGUACCAUCUGAAAGAUGUGAUUAUUGGAAAUAUAUAUUUUCUUCUCGUGAGAAUCAAGAUAAAGAAUAUGGAUCUUGAAAUCAGGCGCCGAGAAUCAACAGGAGCAGGGGCAAAUACACAUGUUGAGACAGAAACACUAGCAAAAUUUGAGUUGAUGGACGGAGCUCCUGUCCGAGGUGAAUCAAUUCCGAUCAGACUCUUUCUAAGCCCCUACGAACUGGCACUGACACAUCGCAACAUAAAUAACUAAUUCAGUGUGAAGUAUUAUUUGAAUCUGGUUCUGGUCGAUCGAUGCUGCUUAAGCAGCAAGAAAUUACAAUAUACAGGUUACAGGAAAAUUCGUGAUGUAUUUAUUACCAAACAUGUGUUGCUUGCCAUUAAACUUUACUUAGAAGAUUAAUUGCCUCGUCUUGUGACACACUGUAAAGUUUUAAAUUUUGAGAACUAUGGAGCCUAAAUUCAAAAAAAGCCAUUUCUACUUAUAAACUUUAUUUUUU
Messenger RNA from Mercurialis annua (annual mercury), 1273 nucleotides. RefSeq names its product vacuolar protein sorting-associated protein 26A. Gene Ontology annotation, cellular component: endosome; retromer complex. Bases 226 to 1026 code for a protein of 266 amino acids. The record is from RefSeq and is a predicted model, not a curated record. The transcript is spliced from 12 exons. Gene Ontology annotation, biological process: retrograde transport, endosome to Golgi; intracellular protein transport. Lineage: Eukaryota; Viridiplantae; Streptophyta; Magnoliopsida; Malpighiales; Euphorbiaceae.